AUGGAUGACAAAUUCCGCCUGCUGCUGGUGUCGGUGUUGUUUGCGGUGGUGCUGCGGCAGCCCGCCCCGACGCGCGCCUGGCGCGCCGACGACCUGGACCUCGACCUGGACCACGACCACGACCUGGACCUGGACCACGACCUCGACCACGACCACGACGACCUGGACCUGGCCGACGCGGACUUCCUGCGCAAGGGCGGCAUCAAGCGCCUGCGGAUGCCCGCCCGCCCUCGCCCCGCGAGGGCGAGCGGCGCGGGCGACGGCGCUGGCGCGGGCGCUGGUGCGGGCGCUGGUGCGGGCGCUGGUGCGGGCGACGGCGCGGGCGACGGCAUCGAGGGCUGGGACGCGGACCUGGAGAAGAUGCUGCACGCCGAGUCGCCGUGGCUGCCGGGCGCCGACGGCAGGGAGAGCUACGAGGAGUUCUUGCGGCGCUUCUCGUCCGAGGCCCCCGGCGAGGAGCAGGACGACUGGGACUGA
Molecule: messenger RNA, 477 nt
Organism: Gryllus bimaculatus (two-spotted cricket)
Lineage: Eukaryota; Metazoa; Arthropoda; Insecta; Orthoptera; Gryllidae
Source: the annotation of a GenBank genome assembly